Molecule: messenger RNA, 11906 nt
Organism: Toxorhynchites rutilus septentrionalis
Lineage: Eukaryota; Metazoa; Arthropoda; Insecta; Diptera; Culicidae
Product: calmodulin-lysine N-methyltransferase
Exons: 3
Coding region: 865-1902 (345 amino acids)
Cellular component (GO): cytoplasm
Molecular function (GO): calmodulin-lysine N-methyltransferase activity
Source: RefSeq, a predicted model, not a curated record
CCCGCGAUCCUCAUCUGAAAGCGCAAAACAGCCGCCGAGUGGAGGAAAUGGAGGUAUCGGCAUCAGUACAUUUGUUGUAUCGGUAUCGGAGCAUCUGAUGGGAUCUGUUUCGGCGUCCCGUCGCUGCUCUAGAGGAUGAUUCUUUUCCGAAACAUACGCGACAGCGUCACGACCCGUCUGGUGGUCGGCUUGUAGCUAAGGAAGCGUAUAGCGCCAAGAUUAGCCAAUUUGCUCGGCGUUAGUUGAUUCGGUCGUUUCAUUCCGAAAACAUCUCACUCGAUGAUACAUACCGCUCACCAGUAGCGACACGGCGGGCUUUCGUUUAGGUCUAGUUGGGAAGAAAAAUACGCGCGCUUGGACUUCACACCGUUGAGCGCUGUCGUUCCUUAUUAUAUAAUUACAAACUGUGAACAGAGUGUAAAAAGUGAAUUAAUUCUAAGAUCCAUUCCUGAAGAGAUGGACAGUGAUAGUGGUUAUACACGACCGUGAUUUUCGGUAGUACAAAUCGAACAGAUUAUAGUUUUCCAUCCAACGGUGAAUAGAUCUCUCCAUCGGAUUAUAGAGAAACAACCAGAGAGAUAUACGACAACAAAGUAUCCGGAACUAGCGUGUACCUGGAUGUUACAAAUGAAACGAGGACCACAUCAUACGUAAAUCUGAGCGGGAUUUUUAAUUGGACCUGAGCAGAAGGAAAAAAACAAACGAAAUCAAAAGUUCAAACGGCGAACAUACAAGACGGUACAAGACAAGAUGCUGAGCGUUUGCUGACACAAUCCAUCUGCUCGACGAGUGUGUGGAUCUAGCAUUCAGCAGCAUGACGAAAAUUUGUCUGCCGUGGGGAUAGCGAACGUUCGGCAACAGGUGAUGUCAACGUCAGACGAUCGCAGUAAUUUAAUUAAAUCGCAGUACGACGACAAUAACACGUCUGGUUCGGCGAUUGAUCUGAUGACGAUAACGGCUGCGGAGCGUCAUGGCGAUUGCGAAGAUGAUCGGGACGGUAGUUCGGAUAAAAAUAGGUAUCAAAUCGACAGUGUCGCGCGGGCCGAAUUCGAAAGUAAGACUAUAAACGCACGGCGCCGGUGGAAAUUGUUGGCAAAGGCAUUGCGGCACGACUCAAGUGAAGAUGAUCAGAUUUUGAAAUUCAACCUUAUUGAGAUCGAUCGCGCGUACGAUGAAAAAGAUGAAAAUAUAUACGUUUACAGGUUGGCCGAUCGAUAUCGGUUGAAAAUACGACUGAUCGGUGAAAGACCCUGGACGGCAUCCGAGCUGAUGGGAUUCAACAAUACUGGAAACAUUUGUGUGUGGCCUUCGGAGGAAGCAUUGGCACACUAUAUGUUGUCAAGAUUGAACCUUUUCGAGAAUGCUAAUGUGCUUGAACUGGGCGGCGGAAUGACGUGUCUUGCGGGACUCGUAUUGGCAAAAUAUGGAAAUCCAGCCUUCGUUCAUGUGACGGACGGAAAUGAACUGUCGGUGGAAAAUGUAAGGAAGUCACUCAUCUUGAACAAGUUUAAUUGUACCAUCAAAACAUCCGUCCUGAAAUGGGAGACGGUCAACAGCGAGCAGAAUCUGUGCCAUCCCGAUCGAUCCCGGUAUCAGUUUAUUCUAUCUGCGGAUUGUCUCUUCUUUGAUGAAUCUCGUUCUCACCUUAUCGAUACAAUAUGGCUGCUGCUUGCCGACAACGGAGUUGCUCUCAUCACCGCACCUCGGCGGGGACAAACCCUGACCCAGUUUCUCGAUGAAUGCGUCGCUAGAGGUUUUGACUACGAUUUGCUACAUUGCUACAACCAGGAAAUAUGGGCCAAGCACUUGGAGCUCAUCAAAACGGAGGGUUAUGACGAAAAUAUACACUAUCCGUUGCUGAUCAAAAUGUACAAAAGGGAUUGCAAUUCUGGACCUGAUUAGUACAUGUGAUCUUGUAGAUGGGAAGUAGUUUAUUUAUUUUAAUUUUUUGUGCAAUUCACACCGUUUCAUAGCAAACAGUCCAAAGAAAAACGCGCACUAACACUUUUGUUGAAAGUGGUAAUUUAAUUCUAGUCAAAAUCAAAAUAGGUAAAACAAUCGUUAUGGAUGGAAUGUAUAGUUGAAUACUAUGACUUCGAAAACGAGUCAUUUAAUUAUACUUUUACAGAUUGAUCUGUAUGUAGUCAGGAUAAUAGAAAAUUGAAUCAUAAAAUAAAUAUUAGUAUAUCUCAGAAUAGGUGUCAUUAAGGCAAAAUGCAAUAGCAGCUAAACAAAAUUUUGGAAAAUUGACAAUUACCCUUUUUCUGUGGAAAUUACUAUGAUAAUAUAAAAUGCCAAUGGAAAAUGACGACACCUAUUCUAGGACACACAAAACAUGCAAUUCUGGAGGAUUUGACUUUCAUCGAAUUGAGUUGAAUCCAUUUAGAAUUCUUUCUCGCGCAGCAAUUUUUUUGUCCGAUGUUUUCAUUGGGUAUCCAUUUCAGCCUUCAUAUGUUCGUCUUGUCAUUUUCAAUGAGUUCCAGCGACUUGAUUCAGGUAUCAUGCUGGAUAGUCUUGUAACCCCAUAAAAUAUUUUCCGCGGUGAACGUUUAGGAAUGACGUUUUUCAUGCAGGUUUUGUUCUCCAGAACGGAAUAUUAUUCGACUUUGAGGAUAGAGUUGAUUAUUCAGAUCUAGUAGCGUACAUUUAGGCAUAUUUCACGAAAAGCUCUCGUACGUUGUGAUAAGAAUUUUUUUGAUAUUUCACAAACCAUGUUUGAAGAUUACACAUUGCAAGCCACUAUUCGGAAAAUGGUAAAUGUAGUAAAUAACUACUAUCGUACACAUUUUUUUUAUAAUCCCUCGUAUCAGAAAACAAAUCCGGUCAGAAAGACCAUUCCAACGAGUUUUGUUGAAUCGAAUUCACCUCCAAGAUCGUGCAAUUCAAUAUCGUUUAACUAUUUUUGUGGGACUAAAUUGGAUUUCUCGAUAGCGCUUUUUCGAGACCAUAUGCUGGAAAGCAUAUUCAGAUGAAAAUGGCAAAGAACUGCCUUUCGAAUGGUGCCAAAUUCAUAGCAACCGUUUGUCUGUGUUUUAUUUCAAUUUACUGGUAUAUGCAUCACAGUUCAUUUUGAUUUGUUGAUUAGUUUUGCUAACAACAAUCUACUAGACGCUCUAAAUUGGUGAUUUUUAUAGCUUGUACAUUAAGUGAUGGAUACUAAGAGUAAUCCAUCCUCAAUAUGUCACAGAUUCACGGACUUAGAUUAUUGUUUAUGCAAAUCAUAACAAACGACUAAUAAUCAAUGUAAUUUCUUUUGGCUUCGAUGACCGAGCGUAAUCGAUUUGGCUCGUUUUCUAUCGGUUUUCCGAGCGUCUCAUAGCUUUUACAAAACAAUGUUAAGCCUGUUACACAGUUGUACCGAUUUUAUCCACAUUAUUGACGAGUAUAAUCUACAUAUCUUCAAUUUGAUUCGAAUCAGUACAAUCAUAAGCAUAUUUAAGUAUUAUGCACCGUUCCACAUUUUCACAGAGUAUUUUUACCUUGUACAAAGAAAUGAAAUUUUUCUUAAAAAAAAAACUCAUGUAUAUUGUAUUCAAAUGGAAAACUCUACUUUAUUAAAAGUGUUUAUAAUCUAUACAUUUUUCCCAUUUUUUUGACAAUUUGUGGAUGUCACGCCAAAAGAAAUGUUCCUCUUCAGAAGUAAACCAUUCAUCAAGUUAUUCCCCAGAUUAUUGCCAAGUUUCGGUAGCUCAUAGUAGAUCAAACUCAUCUGAUCCAACCACCGUUGUCUUACGUCUAAAGCGAUUUGGCCGUGCAACCGAUGUUGAUCAUUCUCUUGGACUUCGACUUUCGACUCUUAGGACCAGUGCUGAAAAAAAUCAAUUCACUCUUUUGAAUUCGAACGACAAAUACCAUCAGCUAUCAGUUGACAUCACUUCUCUUCUAACCAAUAUCGCCGGAUAACCGGCUACUUUGAUGUACGGGCAUGUUUCACUCAUACGGAUCUCUUCUCACUGUAUCCCUUCCAUUCUAAUGAAAAACCAUACCUUCAUUCAAGCCGCUUGUCAUGCUGUUAUUUGUGAUUUCCGUUUGUCCCUAUCAAUUGAACUAGUGACCGACACUCAAUUGACAUCCGACGUUGAAUUGGUAUGUUUUCUGAAAAAAACAGAGGAACAACUGGCGAGAGUGAUUUUUUUAUUUCUUUCAUUCUUACGCUCCUCGCAUUACUGUGGGAGCGUGAUGCUAAUACAUGACCAAGAGGCAUUAUAAAAUGCUCUCCCAUCGCCUGCUCUGUGUAUGCCCCGCUUAUAUGACCGAAAUCAUACUUCAAUGCGGAAAGCCGAGAUUAUGAGAAUGAAUUAUUUGUUUUCGUUCGGCCAAAUGCGUUCAUCGCAUUCAAAUGAGAAGAAACAGCGUUCGUUCGACAAUGAACCCUUUCGGAUCUCAGUUGACAAGGUUAACCAAAUUCAAGCGAUCGAGCAAUGCUUUCUUUGGUGACGAAUAGUAUUCUUUGUUAUUUUCGUCGAAUUUUUUCGAUUGAGACUGAAUUUUCACCGCACUGCUUAGGACUCUCGAAAUAAAUUCACUUUUCAUAACCAGUCACAAUCAAAUGUAGGAAUGACUUCCUUUUGUACCUGGCGAGCAGCAUUUCACAUGUGAUUUGUCGGAUUUCCAGCUGUAUUUCGAUCAGCCCAUGUGGAACCCAUUAUCGAUCUUUUUGAUCUUUCCCAUGGCCUUCAAACAUUUGGAGAUGACUUAUUGAGUCACAUUCAAUCAGUCUUCAGAAAACAUGCGCUGCGUUGAGCUCGAGCUCAAUUUUCAUCAGCGCGCUCAAAGAAAACUCGUAUACUCUCUUGAUACGAAGCGCACCGAAAUCCGGAACAAGUGAACCCAAAAUCAGCACGGUGCAGAAUGCAGAUACCAAACAUCCUUUCUCACUUGUGCGGUGCAAGCCUCAUUCUAUACACACGCACAUAUAAAAUUCUAGCGCCUGUCUUGUCUUCGCUCGUUCUAAGCUAAGCAUAAAAACAACAGCGCGCCACCAUACGCACCGCCUCAACAGAGAAAGCAAAGCAGACAAACAAGAUUUGAGCGCGGUUUACAAUUGUGUAAGGAAACGGUGCAGAAAGGAUGUUCGAACUUUAAAGCGAACGGUGUUGAAAACAAAACAUUUCAACUUUGUUUCGGUGCGCGUUGAUUCGUCCGGGCGCAGGUGUGCGCAAGGAGUGAGAGUUCAACUGGGUGUAAAACAAAAAGUUGCACAUCAGCACCGCGCUGCUUUCCGAAGACUGCAUUCAAUUGAACCGCGAAUUGUUGUUGUGUUUGAGUGUUAUCUUCUUCCAAAAGUGUUUUACUUUCCUCGAGCUUUCCCGGGGGUUUUCCACGCACUUCGUUUCCCACGUCCAAAUCACGAUUUAAUUUUUUUCUAAUCACUCAAAGCACUGCGAUUUUUCAAGAGCAUUUGCACCGUAAGCUUCGACAAGCAACCGAUGCGAUUGUGCAACAGUUUGCUUUCAAUGGUUGUAGGAAAUCAAUACUGACCACAAAUCGUACUUUAUAGGCACAAAAGUCGACUUGUUCAAAGCUCUUCAAACCUAUGUUGUUGACUUACGUUUUAACGCCACCGCAGCUACCAGACAAACAUAUGCCGUCCGAGCCUAAGUAAAGGAUAAUCCGCAGAAUAAAUUCCAUUACGAAAAAAAAAUCAUUAUAAACUUUGCGCUUUUUACGUGAGGCAUCUAUAACGUUUGCAUUAAAAAAAUGGACUUUUUUAUAUUGAUAAAAAAAACUAAGACAGAUAGUUGAGUUUGAUUAAUUUUCCAUGGAAUGUAAUUAUAUAACCUUACUUGCAAAAAAAAUCUACGUCCUUGCGAGCGGCCUUCCGGCAGUUAACCUGAACAUUCGCCAUGGCGGACGAAAACAUGCGUGUAGGCAUGUUUUUGAAUUCUUUCUUCGUCUUUUUCAUCAAUUCCUUCUCAGUUUUCACGACAAAAUUUUUUAGAGUAGAUCUUACGCUUCAGUUUUGCCUAGAAAUUCUCGAUGGGACUCAGCUGGGAGACGUUGGGCGAGUUCACCGAUUUGGGUACCAGCCGCUCCAUCUCCUCUAACGAUCGCUUCGAGUAGUAGGCCUACGCCAGAUCCGGCCAGAACAUCGCGUCUUCGUCCUUAUGGUUUUUCUUGAUGGACGACGCAACUUCCGACAGGCACUUCAUACUAUAAAUUUCCCCGUUCACGGCCAGCUAAAGAAGAGCGGCGUGAGCAAUUUUCUUUGCGGUUAUUUCCGUUGCGUUUAUUUUAUUUUCGAUAGUUUUCCGAUCAUGCCCAACAGAUAACUGCUUGCGCGUGUGAAAAACAAAGAUCCUCUUUAUUGCACUUCUGCUGCGGUGGCGUUAGUACGUAAGUACCAAAACAUGCUUUGUUAUAAAUUGAAAUCUUUUGCUAUAUGUUAAAACAAGACAAUGGACACUAUUAAAGAAAUUGAGUCGCUAAGAAUUUUGCUCGUUAGAUCUAUUUUACUAUGGGCCCUAUUCCAGAAGACGAGCGCUCUUCUCUUUUGUUUCCAUAUUCCAGAAGCUGAGCUCGAAUAAAAACAGACGCGUAGCUCGUCUGACUCGACCGUUCGGCCGCGCUCGCUGAUGAAUCAGUCGAGUCGUCUGUAGUUUGUGUUGAUGUGUUUGUUCACCUAGUUGAUCUGAAGCUUCGAUAUUUUUUUGUUCUGCUUUUAUCUUCAGAAUUUGGGUCUUUUCCAAACAAUACAAUCAAAUGUAAACAUUGAACUCAUAUCCAGAUGACUGUUUUGAAUACAGUAGAAUCCCGAUUAUCCGCGAAAUAGUCGGGCUAGGUCGACACGAAUCACGAAAAUCGCGGAUAAAGCAGUAAAGGACUAAAAAAUAUAUUUCCGCAUUAAAACUAUGUUUUAUCAAUAAAUAAAUCAUUAAACUAUCCAUCUGUAAUGUCGUAAAAACCUGUGGUCAGAUAAUGUGAAAGCCAUGAGCAAAACAAAAAAACAUGUACCUACCACUCAGUGACAAAUUUCGGAAGGGGCUAUAGAUUUACUCAGCCAUUCCAUGCCAAACCGAUAUAGUAGUUCUCAGAUUUUCGUGAAAAGUGGUAGAUUUGUUCUUUAUCCAAAAUAAUUAGACCCGUCCUUUUUUUCCGUUAGAGUGACCAUUUCCGUUUUAUAGUGGUCCAACAAACCACUUUGUUCCCUUUUUUCCUACAAUAUCUUUUUUCAAAAAUUUAUAACUUUUGAAGUUGCAGAAAAUUUAUUUUUUUGUUUCCGUUAUUAUUGAUUGUAUUAGUUUGUUAUGGUUUUUUAUGGAGCCCUCGGGACCAAGGGCUCUAUACUUUUUUUUUGUAUUCUUUCUAGAAAGCUUCUUACAUAAAAUAUCUGAAAAUUAGAGAUGUGUUCUUUUUGUUUUUAUGUUUUUUUGUAGUUAUGAAUUUUUGAUUUUUUUCGAACCACCCUAAAACGGAAAUGGUCACUUACUACACGUACUAUGGAACUUACUUUCGGGAGUAAUCCGCACCGCGGAUCAUCCACUCGUGGAAAAUCAGGGUUCUACUGUAUAUUACCACAUCAUGAAGUGCCUUCACAUCAUUUUGAAUGAAAAAGAAUAAUUCACUACUACUGCUUUAUUAGAAAUACAUACAUAUCGAUUUUAAAAUUUUCUUGAUAAAUCGUUGCUUAGGUGAACAAACAUUGACCCCAAUAAAUCCAUAAUAACAAAACGUCUGAGUGGUGAAACCAGCCGGGUGCUAUGAUUGAUGCUAGGAUCGUUAGCAAAAUCUCAAGCAGAACUGUCAGUGGGAUACCCAAUUCAUAUGAAAACAAGGGGAAAAUGUCAGUGGGAUACCCGAUAUGUUGGCUCCUGUCAGUUCAAUGGGGGUUCUCUAAAGACGUCACCCGGCUGGGUGAAACCAUAUACUGGUAGAAAAAAUGUCGAUGAAACCGAAAUAUGUAUGAAAAUAAAUCCUCUUUGUUAUGAUUUCAAUAUUUUGGCACUGAGAAAGAGUCAUUGUUCAAUUUUUAAAAUGUUUGUUGUUUUUCUCAAAAUAAAAAUAUGUCUUCACAUCUGACAUGACUGAUUAUACCGAGAAAAAGUGACAGAAGUUUCUCCAGUCUACCAAAUAAAACAUUUCAAUGAAACUCGUGUACUGGAAUAUUCCAUAUAAACCCACUUAAACCUUCAUCCUAACCUAAUAAAACUCUCGUCCUAUUUUUAAAGACAUUUUUUGACACAUUAAACUCAAACACUGUACAAACAUUAUUGAACAAACGAAAACAUUGUAAAUGCCGGUGAAAUUCAAAACUAUUUUUAAUGUGCUUCGGAUCGUCCGAUUUGGGUCAAAUAUGCACCGUUUUGUUGUAAAAUUUGUUGUCAUUUUAAAAGUAGCUUCAUAAUGUUUCUAUCAUAGAAGUCUUGGUCUUUAUUUGCGAAAUACUUUAGCAAUAGAUUUUUGCAAUCUUCUCUUGAACCCAAUUUCUUAUAAUUCUGGAAAUUUUGCAAUGCGAGAAGUGGUAAUCGCUUGAAUCCAGGUCCGGACUAUACAGUGGAUGCAUUGACACAUCCCAAUUAAGCUCUCGGAAUUGUGUGGUCCUGUGUUGUCCUGAUGGCCUAAACUUGAAAUUGUAUGAUCGAUAUUACGCGAGAUAGUGAUCACUAAAGCCAGCUACCGAGAAAAUAAUGCAUAACUUUUUCCCCAGCCUGUAAAUCAAAAAAUUAACUGAUCGCAAAAUUGAUCUGUUAACUCAUUUCUCCUGCCGCCACCAUUGUUUCGUUUAUUUGCAAAGAUACAACGACGGUCGAUGGAAUCCACCGAUGAGAUGCAUAAGGAUUUUCAUUUCGAGUAUAAAGCUUUAGUUACUUCGAGCUAGGAAUCAUGUAAUCAGCUCUAUCUUCGUAGAGUUUUGAUAAAAGAAAAUGAUUUUGACAAACACGACAGUGGGCGGGGAUAGAACCGCCAUCUUGCUGUCCAAAGAUUCCUACGUUUAGUAAGCAUGAACGGUACUUUGAAGUGUGGGGAUUUUCUAUUACAGCGCACAUUUUAACUAGUCACAAUGAGAAAAGUAUGAAAGAUACGGAUAUUGUGUACUGGGCGUAGCAACACACCAACAUGCCAACUCUAGCCCGGCCACUGCCGCAAUAUCAAAAAACGUCUGCUACUUUCUGGAAAGCCUUCGUCUACUCUGCGAAAGCGUGAGAGUCGUUCCUGAAGCGGAAUUGGCAGUUAACUACAUACGUUUUGACAGGAUAAUGAACCUAAUAAUACGGCCUACUUCCGUUAAUGGUGCAUAAAACUGAUUCAACGGUCACGCCCAGAAAUCGAAUUCGACUCGAAGUGAGAAUCUGUAGGCUACACUCGUCAAUAAUGUGCACUGUUAACACGUUAAACACCGAUUUUUUUUUGCUGCGCUUUCAGUGUCGCCAGUUCCCAAAGAUAGUUAUUGUAUAAAUAGAAAAUAGACAGCAAUUCGACUAGAAAGUAGUCACAUUUUGUAAAACAUCCGAAAACAAACCGUAUAUACAGCCAAAACGAUAUAGUGGUUUUCUGGGUUUUGUGAAAAGUUGUAGUUUUGUUUUUUAUCGCAAAGCAUUAGACCUGUAUUUUUUCAUUAGGGUGACCAUUUCCAUUUUACGAAUUGUCCGAAAAAUCAACUUUUUCCUCUUUUUCCCAAAAAUGACUUUUUUCAAAAAUUCUUAACUUCUGAACUACUGGACCAAUUCAGAUGAUCGACAUUUUAAUCGACAAUUUAAAGCCAAGUGCCUGGUAGUUUUUGAAAAAUUACUACAUUUGCCGAAAAUUCUAAUUCAGUUCUCGUUCUUAUUGAUUGUAUUCGUUUUUUAUUGUUUUCAUGGUCUCGGAAUUAGCUAUUUUGUUUAAAUAACAAAUUUGCCAUUUGUCAAAUUAUCUAGUCGCAUAGAAAUAUUGAGCGAAAACUGAAAACAUGUUAACUUUGAAAAAUCAUAACGUAAAAACGAAAAAAUAACACAUCUCUGAUUUUUGAAUACGUUCUGUAAAAAAGCCUCAGCCUUCAAGAAAAAAUAUAAAAGAAUAUAGCAUCCUUGGCCCCAGAACCAUGUAAGCUAUAAAAAUCUAAUACAAUAAUACAAUCAAUAGUUUCGAAAUCAAAAUCCAUUUUUUUUCGCAAGUCUAAAAUUUUUCAAAAAAGGCUACCUAAUUGGCUUUCAUUUUAUGUUUCGAUCAUCCCAAUCGGUCAUGUAGAUAAAAAGUUAUAAUUUUUUGUGUUGGAAAAAAUAGAAAAAAUAAUUAUUUUUGAACCAUCGGUUAACUUUUAAAAAUCAUAACUCAAAAACGAAAAAACUCCUCUCUGGUUCCGAAAUAUGUUAUGUGAAAAAUGCUCAGCUUUUCAGAAAAAAAUAUAAAAAAAUAUAGAGCCCUUUGUCCCGAGAUUAUGAAAACAAUGAAAAAACGAAUACAAUCACUAAUAACAAAAACCGAAUCAGAAUUUUCGACAAGUGUAGCUUUAAUUUGAUAUAUCGAUUGUCUAAAUCGGCACAGUAGUUCAAAAGUCAUGAAUUUUUGAAAAAAAAGAGAAAAAAGUUGAUUUUUCGGACAACUUUUAAAUGGAAAUGGUCACCCUAAUGAAAAAAUAAAAAAAAAUAUGGGUCUAAUGUUUUGCGAUAAAGAACAAAACUACCAAAUUUCACGAAAAUCGGAGAAGAACUAUAUCGGUUUGGCAUGGAAUAGCUGUAUAUUUUUAUUUAACUAUUUUGUAAUUGUCAGCCUCAGGCAGACAGCACUUUCCUACCAAAUAGCUCAACGUCGGCCCCUAGGGACCAACGCUGGGCUCAACGUGUUAGUGAACAUGAAUAAAAAUAACGCACUCUCUUGGAGAAUGAUCAUUUUUGUUAAGAUGUUUAUACAUUUUGAAUGUGGAUUAUUAAUUUUAUUCAGCGCAUCAUGUACAAAUAAACAACAAACAGGAUUAUAAACUAUUUUUCAAAUUACGAUGAUCUUCUCGCAAAUUGAUUCUCCGGGCAGUUGUUCGUUUGAAGAAUUGUAUUUCUUUGACGAUAUCAGCAUCCGAAAACCCACAAUACCUUCAAAUGUAGUUUUUCUACGAUGAGUAGUGUACGGAAUCAUUCAAACAACCGAUUUCGGUUCACGAAAAAGAUUUGAGGACGUCGUGAGGAUCAUAGUUAAAUUUUGGGAAUCGUUGAAAAGUUACGGACGUUUUAAGAGGCCCGAGUACAGUCCGCGAAUAUUCUUCUAGUGAAGUGACACUUUCUCAAUUGACAUUGGCAUUGGACUCGAAAUUUUCUCGAAUUUAUUCAGGGAUUGAUUUUAGGAAUAGUUUGGCUACAGUGAGAUCCUUUUGGAAAUGAAUAUGAUUGUCAGAUAGUUUAGGAAACAUAACCCGCUUUCGUAUGUAUUCAAUGGAUCGAAGGGAACAUGAGUUCAGUUUAUAAAUACAAGAUUAUACGUAGCGUAUUCUGUACUACGUAAUAUGAUUGUUAGAAAGAUAUGUUAAAAUCCAAUACACCUAGUAUGAUUACCGUUCGCAACGUCACUUUUAGAUAGAAUAAUAUGUUAUUCAGUAUUUUAUAGUUCUUACUAUCUAGACCAUGUAAGUAAUUCCACCGAUCCUAUCGAUUUGGAAGCAUCGCGUAUUACAACGAAUGAAUUUGUAUGCCGGGCGUUCCAUAAGAAAGAAAACUAUCUUAGAUACGUAACAAAACCAAAAUUAGCACAUUUAAUGAGCAAAGCGUUAUUAGCACAAAGGAGUUCACGAAAAACAAAAACUUCUGACGGUACAGAAGGAAAAGGGAAGUUUUCUCAAACACACACAUUUCCACCCCGCAACAUGCGUUACAAAAGUGCUUUAAUUCCAGACAGUUCUAUAUAUAAUGUAGUAAAGCAUAGUUAUCACGUUGUUCUAGUUCAGAUAGUGCGUAAGAUAGAUCAAUUGUUACGAAAGAAACUAAACUCGUUGAAUUGUU